Capsella rubella is the source of this 750-nucleotide messenger RNA. Its product is annotated as precursor of CEP4. Lineage: Eukaryota; Viridiplantae; Streptophyta; Magnoliopsida; Brassicales; Brassicaceae. The record is from RefSeq and is a predicted model, not a curated record. The transcript has a single exon. Bases 97 to 363 code for a protein of 88 amino acids.
AGCAAUCACUUAUAAACAUACUCUUUAAAGGGUUUAAAGGCUUUCAGCUAGGUUUUACAAUAUCUUCACUAGCUAAAUUAACACACAAAGUUUUCAAUGAUGGUGACUCGUGCUUGUUCAAUCAUGGUUCUGUCUCGUUUUCUUAUUGUUCUCCUGGUGAUACUGCAGCUACACUUUGUGUGUACAACGGCAGCUCGACACGCACCGGUUGUUUCCUGGUCACCCCCUGAGCCACCUAAGGAUGAUUUUGUGUGGUACCACAAGAUCAACCGCUACAAGAACAUAGAACAAGACGCAUUCAGACCAACCCACCAAGGUCCUAGUCAAGGUAUCGGACACAAGAACCCUCCAGGUGCUCCUUGAAACACCUAUUCGGUUUGGAUUAAAUUUACAGCUUUAUCGCGCAGCGUUCGUCUGUUUUUCGAUCUCUGUUGUGUGUUGUCUUUACGUUGAUUAAAAGAAAAAGAAAAAAAAAAAAAAAGAAGAAGAAGAAGGGAAAGAAGUUGCAUAACAGUUUCUUGUGGAGAGGACAUGAACGUGAAUCGAUCAAUCGAUCAAGAAAAUGAUCUAAGAAUUUUUUUUUCUCCGAAGUGAUACUUCGUCCUUUAUGAAAGGCCAUGAAGACAUCUCUUGGAUUGCUUAUAGUUUUUCUUUUUUCUUUUUUUUUUCUGUUGUAUUUGUGUUUUUGGUUCAACGUUGAAACUGAGAUGUUCAUUCUUUUUCAUUAGAUGUAGUUUCUUUUUUCUCGGU